ACUGUGACGUAUAAGUUCGUUGGUAAUUGUUGUUUGAAAGCACAGCGCUUAAUUUAUUUAUUGAGUUAUACUAUUUAUUAAUUUAAAUGAAUUUUUCAUCUAUUAAAUAACCUUAUAACACUUUGUCGCGAAAUGUGUAUACGUAUUUUUUGUUUAAAAUCUAAAAACACGAAAACGUCAAGAUGACUUCUGAAAUUGAUGUUUCAAGAACAAAUGAAUUUCAACGACGUCGAAAGCUUAGACUUCAACAGGUCAGGGAACAGUCAAAAGACAUAGCAAAGAAAAUACGACAACGCGCCAAAGUUGAAAAGCUGCGGCAUGUUAUAAACGUUGACGCAAAAAAGGAAAAGGAUUAUUUCGAUUUGCAAGAAAAAUUGGUUGGUCGAUUGGAGCAAUUGUAUUCUCAAAGCUUGGAAAAUGUCGGUGCUGGACAUAAGGACGCGUCAAAUAUAAAAGAAGCAGAUAACGAACAAAAAAAGGAUCUAUCCAAAUUGAGGGGGAGAGAAGCUGUUGCAGAACUAAGAAAAAGAAAACAAGAAAAGUUGGAUGAGCAGAAGAAGAUCCUGGAUAGAAAAUUACAAGCUAGGGAGGCUGCAAAUGAGAUUAGCAGAGAAAAGGGUGUGUUACUAUCAAAGACUUUAGGAUCCAAGUCUGCUGACAAUCUACAAUCAAAUAAUAUAGAUGUUUGUAGUGAUAAUAUUGAAAAGGACAAAAAUACAGAUAAACCUAAAAACAGUGAAGAUACUAACAUAGCUAAAAAUGAUAUGGGUACCCAAUGGGAAGGUGAUGAACCAGGUAAUGAAUGGGCACCCUGUAUACCUGCUUUAUCACUGCCAAAUGACAAAGAUAGCUUAAAAGAUUCAGGACAUGAGAGAGACAAAGCUGACCAUAACAAGAGGAUAAAUUUAUUCGCCCUUAGUGAUGAAAUGCCCUCCAGCCUAAGAGGUGGCCCGUCAUCAACAGUCAUGAAUGUACCUCAGCAAAAACCUUCUAUGACUUUAAUAUCUGAAUAUUUGCAAAGCAGAAGUUUACGUUUGAGAGAGAAUGAACCCGUCACAAGCACAAAAAAGACAGAUGACUUGCAAAGUAUUAAGCAAACUAUUCUUAGAAGUCGAUCAUCAAGACCCGAUGUUUCAGUCAAAUCAGACAAAUCAAAAAGAGAAAGGGUUAACACACUCAAUAAAAAAAAUUCUGUCUCUAUGUACAACCAUAGCACAAGAGACACCCAUGAAAUAAUAUACAACAAAGAUAAACUUGUUGUUCGUGAACAAAAUGCAGCUGAUGAUGAUGCUUACAUUAAAGCUUUAAAGGAGUCAUCCAUAGCACAAGAUGUUGAAAACAAGCAACUCGAAAUAAAGAAGCAAGAAAUGAGGAAUAAGGUAGCAAUGACAAAAGAGAGGGUCGACAAAGAAUACAAGGAUACUUUAGCGUUUUUGAAUACUCUCUCUAAAGAGACAACAAGCAGGACACAGAAAAUCGCAUAUAUGGACAGUGAGAGACAGGAAAUGCAAAAAGAAAAACAUCAGAAAAAAUUACAAGACGAAUUUAGAAGGAUAGAAAGAGAGUGCAAGAGAAACUGUAAGCAUACUAGAAAUCAAUCCAUUUCAAUUAAUAAAAGUAGGUGUAAAUCUAGAUCUCCUGAUAAAUUUGACAACAAUAAUGAUGCUUUGCCAAGAAACUUCCAAUAUGAUUGGAUGCCAGUUCCAGAAAGUGAUGGGAUGUAUGCAGUACACACCAUUCCAAGUACAGCAAAUCCAAAAUCCAGUAACACAGUUAAAUUUAACGAUAUUGACACUUACCAUGAAUACAGGUCCCGUCACAAACACACACCUCCAACAAAAGAAGGGAGUAAAGACAGAGAAAGAAAAAGAGUUGUUGAAACAGUAAUAAUAGAACAAAACAGUAAUGAAUCAACAGAUGCAUCUUCUGUCAUUUCUGACACAAGUUCAAUGGAACAAGGUUACAAAACUAGAACAGAUAAAGAUCGCUCUGAUGAUCCUGGUCUCUCAGAUGGUGAUAGAAUAGUGAUUUAUAAGAUUUUAGAUUCAAAAAGAGACAAAAAGUGUAGGAGUGACAAAAAAUCGAAAGCCAUUAAUAAAAUUUUCAAAUCCUUAAGUACAACAGAGAAGGCGAAUAAAGUGGAAAAUAAAGAAAGAUCUCAACAGCAGGAGCAAAGGAAUGUCACAGAUAAACUUGAAUGUUCAGAUCUGGAUAACUUAAACGAAGGUAUCUACAAAGUGAGCGAAAAUGGGAUGUCAUAUAAUAUUAUGAGUUGUUAUGCUGCUAAUGUGGAAUUGUGGCAAACAUCUACCGAGAGAAGGCCGUGGUGGGACAACAUAGCUUCUAUGUAUUUCACUGAAAGUAAUCGGAAUACAAGCACAUAUAAAGUUCCAGACGCAACGCAAAAAUUACGAGAAAGUAAUAGCUCCAAGCAUGACAAAAUUCUAAAUGGUUUUGAACCAUCUAAAGACAACAAUGUUACACAAUCAAGGAAUCGACACUCUUGUUCUGGGUGCAAAUGUGCAUGUUCAAAUACGUAUCAGCCACAAACAUCGGCUGCCACAUCCACUUCUUCAUUCCAAACUGCUACAAAUGAUAAAGCUCCUCAUGGAAUUUCCGAUGACGGCUUUUUAAAAAUUAUAAACGAUGGGCAUCAAGAUGCUGGUAAAUUUUAUAUAGGUGCUUCAGGUUUUCUAAAAGACAAUAACUAUGAAGUUGUGAUACAGCUUAAAAAAAAAGAAACGGACAAAUUGGAGGGAAAAAGCCAAGAACUUAAUGUGAAUGUUAUAGAUGAUUCACCACCACUACCACCACCACCACCACCGUCUCAUGUGUUAUCAAAGGUCGACACUGAAGUACAAUCAUCUUUUUGCAACAAUUUAAAAGAAAGUUCUGCUCAAACGUCUGUAAAUAAAGAAUUAACAACCGAAAAUGAAAUCCUACUUCAUUCAAAAUCAGAACCUAUUCUAGUUACAAAAGCAGCAGAGCAAUCGACGUCGCAGAGAAAUGCCCUGGUUGGUGAUAAAGACACCAAUAAUAAAUCAGAUACAGUUGUUGACAAAGGCAUUCAUACGUCGUUUCACGAUUCGUUUGCUAUUCCUGAAAAUGUUACUAAAGUGGACCCUGUAUCAAGACCAGCCACUUCUACAUAUACUCAAACUUCAUUUAGUUCGCCAAAUUCACGACCCGUAUUCAUGCACAUGACUUCAUCUACUUCCACAGCAUACAUGAGUCCACCGGAAGUAAUUAUACCACGUUUUUUGAAAGAAAAUCGUUCUCCUUCAAAUACUGCUGAUUUACUGAUUAAUGAUAAUUUCAGUAAAUUGAAUGAGCGAGGAUGUAGUAAACAAAACAAACAUUGUAAAUGGAAACAUCAAACGAGAAAUAUUUCUACAGAGAAAGUUCGUAAAUGCCAGUCAAGACAUAUAUGUAGCACUACCGAUACUCCACCAAAUACAGCUCAUAGCUAUGAUUAUAACGGAUCUUGGUCGGAAAACGUUGAAUCUGAAAAAUAUACACAUACAUUGCAUGGUAAAAAAUGUAGAAAAUCCAAUAAAUAUAAAAAUAACUUUUCAUUACAUAAAAGUUCGUCCAAGUUAAUAUGUGGCAGUAAUUCAACAGCUGUUUUAUCAAAGAAAAACAUUAAAAAAAUAUCCAAUAUUCAUCAACUGAGUUCCACUAAAAGUGGUUUUAAUCCUGUUGUACAGCAGUAUGUUAACAAGUUAUUAUUACUCAAUAAAGAAUCACUUAAAGCAAUCCAAGUUGUCAAUCAGGAGUGUAGCGCCGUGGACACACCAGGAAGUUCAAUUAUUUACAAUCCUUUAAAUACUGAUAGUAAGGACUUGCCUAUUCAAAAUCAAAUUUCUUUAGAACAAAUAAAAAUUAUGCUUGAGCAGCAAAUUUUUCAAGAGCAACAUAAAAGGCAACAGAAAUAUUUUGAAAUUCCACCCAAAUUUAUGUUUAGAUUACCCCGUAAAAAACCUGUGCACAAAGUUAAAUCUUUAAAUAUUUCAAAGCGAUUUUUGAGAAAUAGACAAUUUCAAGAUAUUCAAAGGGAAAGCAAAGUUCGUCUCGAAAAAUGCAAUAAAGCUGAGUCAUCUUCUUCUUCUGCAAAAGUAUCUUCAACAAAACAGUUAUAUUUAAAUAAGGAUAAGGAUGCAUCUGAUGUUUUAAUCACAAAAAAUAAAAAUCGAAGUAGUUCGCCCACUCCUAGAAAUACUAAAAAUUAUGCCUCUGGUAGCAUAAAUAAUGUUGGUAAACCCACAACGCGACAAAAAGAACCCUUGUUUCAAGCUUCGUCUCAUUACUCUUCUGAUGGAACUCAUUGCAGUAAGGAGGAUUAUAAAUUGCAUCUAGAUAGAUGCACAAUAACGCCCAUGACCUCUGAUUCAGAACAGAAACUAAGAAAAGUUAAAAACACUUCUCAUAAUCCUCCAACUGAUAUUUCUACUCAAACAAGUGGAAUCGACAGUGAAAUAAAUUUUAUGAAGCUAGCCGAAAAUAAGCUUCAAAAUAUGGAAAAAAUUGCUGAUUUGACAGAUAAGUGUACCAAGCGUUUAUCGAAUUUAGCUAAAGUUCUCGAGGAAGUAAGGCGGAAUAAAUCUUUAGUAUACAGCCAUUUGUCAAAUUCUGACACUACAUCCGAUUCCGAAAACAAGAAUAUUAAAAGAAAUGAAAAUAUACCAGAAAUAUUAUCAAAAGAUAAUAUACUCACAAAUGUUCCAAAAGCACCUUUGAAAUUCCCUGAGAAAGAUAAGAUUGACGAGGAUAACUAUGUUCCUUUACUUGGAGAUAUCCCAAAGCCUCUUACACCCUCAACAUUAUCCUUAUCAACUAUAAGUGAAAAAUCAAAUCUUCCAACAACAAUUAAACCAGAUCAGACAAAGAUGAAAGCCAGACCCCCUCCUGCGUUGACGCGCGUUAAUUUAAAAAAUGUGCAAGAUUUUUAUGCUGCUCCACAUGAAUUAUCUACUGUGAUUGAAGUGGAUUCACCGAUGAGUAUUAAACAAAAAAAUCAUUCAUCCCGUCGUGAAAUUAGUCAAGAACUACCAUGUAAAAUUAAUGAAGACGAUAAUGAAAAACAGUUGAAUAAAAGAUAUGAAACUCACACAACAAAUGAAACUGGUCUGGAUUUAGUAGAUAGUAAAGGAAACUCAUCGAAACGUCCGUCUUCAUCAGACUCGGCUGACAAUGCUAAAAUACAAAUGAUGGAUAUGAAAUUAUUUAACGAUAUUAUGCUCAAACCAUUUUUAAGUUUACAAGAGUAUGCAAAGCAAUGUGAUGUUCAUAUCGAUGAAGGGUCAAAUAUAGAAGAGGUUUUUAAAGAUGAACAUAUACAAGAAGAAUUAAGCUCUUUACAUUCUGAUGGUAGUCUACCUGAUGUUAUCUCAGAAUUAAUCAAAAGAAAAAUUAUUACUGAGCCAUUUAAAUUCGAUACGGCAUCUCAUGUUAAUAGUACAAGUAUGUCAUCUGAAUCCUCUUUGUCCCUUUUAGCCUUAUCUAAAAUCCGCAAGGAAAGAAAAAAGAUUAAUAAAUUCGCGGUGAACAAAGAAAAUAUGGCGGAGACCUCAGAAACUUUAAGCAUUUCAUCAAACCCUGAUUUAGAAAAUGCUUUUCAGAAACUAGGCAUGGGUUGGGCUUCUUCUACAUUAAAGAAAACUAAAGAGCGAUUGGCUUUAUCUUCUUCCUCGAACACAUCUAGUUCAAGUUUAAGUCACUUAAAAUUUAAAAGCUUUAACAAGGAAUUACCAACUAUAACAACUGAAUCUACAAUAUCGGAACAAAACGAUUCAAAUAAAAACACCGGCCAGCCAAGAAAAAUGGUUGAUAACUCGAAAAAUGCAGAGCAACAAACAUCUUUGAUAAAUUCUAUGACUGUGAAAGAGUUUUUGACAAAUGAAUUGGCCAAGAAAAUUAUAUUUACCAAUAAAUCUAAUAAAACAGGCGAUGACGAGUUUGUGUCGCUGUAUGAAACGAAAAUGCCAGAAGAGAUUAAAAAUACGACUGAAAUGUGUGAGGACGAUAAGUCUCUGGCAAGCCAGAGCAAUAAUAGAGCCAGGACAUCAACUCCUGUCCAGAUUUAUAAAUCAAACACAUACCAAUCGUCUUCUAGCACAAAUACAUCCAAUGGUUUAUUUAGUAAUGCAGAUGAGCUCUCUUCAGUGAAAGUUACUUCAACCUCCAUACGAAAUCAUUCCACAUCCGACAAGGAAGAUCUAACCAUUCCAAAUUACAGCCUUAAGAGAAAGGGCUUAUCUGAUUGUAGUAAAAGUGAAUAAGCAGUUAUGAAAUUUAAAUUAUUUGUUAAUUUUUUUCUGUGAUUAUUUAAAUAUUUUUUUUUUUAUAUGUAGCCAUUUUGUUGAUGACCUGUUUAGAUUUUUAUGUAUAUAAAGUAAUGAGUUUAUAGUGGAAUAAA
Messenger RNA from Zerene cesonia (dogface butterfly), 6415 nucleotides. RefSeq lists its product as uncharacterized. The record is from RefSeq and is a predicted model, not a curated record. The coding region runs from base 183 to 6278 and encodes 2031 amino acids. The transcript is spliced from 12 exons. NCBI's taxonomy places the organism in Eukaryota, Metazoa, Arthropoda, Insecta, Lepidoptera, Pieridae.